Loa loa (African eye worm) is the source of this 524-nucleotide messenger RNA. RefSeq lists its product as hypothetical. The transcript has 3 exons. Gene Ontology annotation, biological process: regulation of translational initiation. Gene Ontology annotation, cellular component: cytosol. Gene Ontology annotation, molecular function: translation activator activity. The coding region runs from base 1 to 360 and encodes 119 amino acids. The record is from RefSeq and is a predicted model, not a curated record. NCBI's taxonomy places the organism in Eukaryota, Metazoa, Nematoda, Chromadorea, Rhabditida, Onchocercidae.
AUGAUUACUUCAAUAUUUUAUACAUAUAUAGAUACAUAUAUAUAUAUAUACUUUGCAGGAGAACUUGUCGAUCUUGUUUUUCGUAUUUUUGGCUAUUUGCUCAAAGCCCCCACUCUCGAUACACUAAAAAUUGAGGAGUUGGAAAGUCUGAUUGGUUGUUUGCUCAGCGUUGGUUAUGACCUCGAAAGACAAUGUCCCGAACAAUUAGCCAUUUUGAAGGAUCUCAUCCGAGAUGCUUUUAUUGAGGUACAAGAACCAUGGGCACGUAAAAUGAUUCUUUUACUGAUGGAACUAGGAGCAAGCGGAUGGAAACUUCCACCAGAAGCAAACGAAUAUUACUUCCAGCAUACCAAUUCAUAAAUGAUUUCAUCAAAAUUAUCAUUCAUUAUCAAUUACAUAUGUUUUGGAUGCAUUUCAUCUUAGUAUGGGAGAAGCAUUAAUUAAUUAAUUCAUACAUUGUCAUCAUGCUUUUUUUUUUUUUUUUUUGUAUCCUUGCAAAAUGAAAACAAUUCAUCGGAAAUUAU